Messenger RNA from Tilletiopsis washingtonensis, 885 nucleotides. RefSeq lists its product as hypothetical. The transcript has a single exon. The record is from RefSeq and is a predicted model, not a curated record. Bases 85 to 837 code for a protein of 250 amino acids. Lineage: Eukaryota; Fungi; Basidiomycota; Exobasidiomycetes; Entylomatales.
ACAAACUUGGCGACACGUCUCGAGCGCAAUAGUCAGCGCACGAGCUACUUGCGACUGAGAGCUUUGCGGCACGUGUGCUGUGCCAUGGGAGCCUGGGUGCGCCACAGCAGGUUCGCCAUCAUCUCGUCGAAGCACUGCGGCGCCAGCGCCGGAGAGGUGCUGCUGCACUCCCACUCCUCCUCCAGCUGCUCGCUCGCAGGCGGCGCUCGAGAGCGCUUCCAGAUGCGCGACUUGCUCGCCUUGAGGGCCGGCGCCGCUCUCACCGCGGAGAGGUGUGCGGCGAGCAUGCCGCCUGCGUGCUGUGCUUGCGCAUCGAGCGUACGGGUGCCGUCGGGAUGUCCGAGAGGUGCACGCUUCUGCGGCCCCGCGGCACGGGAUUUGCUCGACUCGGACUGCGACCGUGUCACUGCGGCGAGAGACCCAGUAGAAAGGGGUCUCGGGGACGACGCAUCGGCCGACGGCCGGCGGCUGGCACAAACUUUGGACGGCGAAGGCGACGAAGCGCCGGACCGGGUUGCGCGAGGCUUGUACGCCGACGACACGAGCAGAAGGUCGGAGGCAGCGGACUUGGUGUCGACGCGCUGCUUGUACUGCUGCAGCGCCGAGGCGAGGUCGAGCCCGGCUGGGCGGACAUACUCCUGCAGGCCGGCGCUGAAGCUGAAGGACAGCCGGACAGGCGAGGCGAGGCUCUCGAGCGUCUGCUCGAGCCACACGUUGGCGUCGUUGGGCGCGUGGAUGGCAGCUGCGGGCAUGCUUGCAGGCUGCGGUGAAGGAGGAGUUGUGGUAGAUGGCGGUCGGUCUGACUCUCCAUCCUUAGCUAUGAGCGCCAAUACAUAGCACCCGACUGUCGCGAGCUCUGAGCCCUGCUGGCAGCUGCCUGUGCAU